Molecule: messenger RNA, 2406 nt
Organism: Drosophila busckii
Lineage: Eukaryota; Metazoa; Arthropoda; Insecta; Diptera; Drosophilidae
Gene: Zw10
Product: centromere/kinetochore protein zw10
Exons: 3
Coding region: 103-2220 (705 amino acids)
Biological process (GO): mitotic spindle assembly checkpoint signaling; endoplasmic reticulum to Golgi vesicle-mediated transport; mitotic cell cycle
Cellular component (GO): RZZ complex; chromosome, centromeric region; nucleus
Source: RefSeq, a predicted model, not a curated record
UGCAAUUUGUUUUAGUUGCGAGUGUGUGCGUGUGCUUGUUUUGUUUGCAACGACAACUAAAUUUGCUUGCGGAUUGGUAAUCAAAGUGAACUUGCCACCGCCAUGGAGGACAAAAUGGUACUGAUGGAGACCUUUGGCGGCAAUAAUGACAUUACUGUGGAUACAACCAAAUCGGCCAUUGCUAAGAUGAUAAUGCGCACCGAGGGUUACCAGACGCGUGUCCGCAAACACAUCGAUGACAACUACGUUGAGUUUAUGCCCAACUACACGUCGCCAGAUACUUUUCUGGAGGAAUCUAGUACGCUGAUCAAUGAAGUCAGCGACCUAUUGGGAUCUAUGGGCAGUGAGGGUCGCGAUGCGCUUAAAGAGGCCGGUGCUGAGCUGGCAAAGAGCAAGCAGGAUCUGCGUGAAAUGCUGCUGGGCCUGCGAGUCAGCGAGCAUAUACUGAAGGUGGAUCAACUAUUUCAGUGCGUGGAGGAGGCCAAGGCCAACAAGGAUUGCUUGAUUGUGCUCGAUUUGAUGAGCAAACUACAUGGCCUUAUUUAUGGUGAAAAUACGCCCGAUGCCAUGCCUCAAGAUAUCGAGCGUGUCUUUUGUGCCUUGGACUGCUACGAGACAAUCAAAGUUAAGUACCAUGUGCAGGCGCAUCUUUUACAGCAGAAUCUUCAAGAGCGGUUCGAUCGUCUUGUGCAAUUCAACUGCAAAACAUUCCCCAACUCCAAAUGCGUUACGCUGCUAGUUAGCAAAGAUGAGUCGCAGUUGCAGGAUAUUGUAAUGGCGCUGUUCCAAGAGCGCUACAAUCCCGCAAAGCUUUGCUUAUUUCUCCUAGAAAACUGCAUAGAGCCACUUAUACAACGACCAAUGUCGGUGGAAUACGAUGAGCAUGCCAAGCAUGACAGCUACAUUGAGCUCAAGCUCUCCUAUUCCACCAAGGAGACUGAGACAGCAACACUACUGCAUCCCAACUAUCAAGAGGUCUUCAAGCACUUUCGCCAGCUGCUCAAGACCUUGCAGAACAUCAACGUUUGCCCACAUGGCGAACAGUAUGUGUUUAGCAUUAUAGGCGACCACAUUAAGCAGCGCACUCUGCAGCUGCUUGUGAAUGAGUGUCUCAUGUUAGCCGUGCCCGAAACCAUGGAGGAGUACCAAAGCUCAACUCUUUGCACGGAUGUGGCACAAUUCGAACAGCAGUUAGCCGACACAUAUCUCAUCAAUCCGGAGCAGGACACGGCGCUCAGUGAGUUUGUUACCAAUUAUCACACCUACUUUCGCAAUCGACUUGCGAAACGUGUGCUGGCUACAGCACGCGAGAUUAUACAACGCGACUUACAGGACAUGGUGCAGCUGGCUGCCAGUGACAGCGCCGAGCUGGUGCCCUUUCCGCGCUGCAUGAUUUCCAAAAGUGCACUGGAUUUUGCCAAAUUAAUGGAUCGCGUGCUGCGUCAGCCUAGUGAUAAAACUGAUGAGGUUGCUCCCUUCAGCGGCAUCAUUAGCAUACUGCUAAAUACCUACAUUGUAGGAGUGCCAAAGGUGCACAAGAAAUUGCUGGACAGCAUUCCACAACAGUCAGCGUUAUUCUACAACAAUUGCAUGUACCUUACACAUAUUGUGGCCAAGAAGUCGGACGCUGGCUUCGACAGCUGCCCGGAGCUUAUCAAAUUGCUGCAGUCUACGGGCAACAAGCAACUGCGCGCACAGCUUAACUAUCAGGAGUCCAUACUGCUGGAAAUUUUGAGCGGCUUUGAAUUCGAGAGUCCGCACAGCUUGGGCACGGGUCCCUUGCGGCUGGUGCGUCAGUGUCUGCGCCAACUGGAGCUGCUCAAGAAUGUCUGGCAGCAGGUGCUGCCCGCCAAGGUCUACAACAGCAGCUUUUGCGACCUGCUACAUUGCUUUGCCAAUGAGCUCAUCCAGCGUGUUUUCAGCCUGCGGGACAUUUCCGCCACCAUGGCCAGCGAGCUAAGCGAUCUUAUUGAUGUAGUGCUGGAGAAGGCGCCACUUCUGUUUGAGGAUCCCGCCGAGGUGCUGCAGGUGCGCUGCUGGUUUAAGCUAAAACAGCUGCGGACCAUGAUGAAUGCCUCGCUCAAGGAAAUUACCGAACUGUGGUGUGAUGGCGCCGGCGUGCUGACAGCCAACUACAAAUCUAAUGAAGUCAAGCAUCUGAUACGCGCACUCUUUCAGGACACGGAUCGGCGGGCAAAGGCAAUGGCACAAAUUGUUUAACGGCCACAGCUUAAUGCUUAAUUGUAUUUUAUUAUACAGCUAUAUAUAUAUAUGGAAUUUUUUUUAACACAAUAUCAUUUGCAAUUUGUUGCCAACAUAUAUAAAGAAUUUGUAAUUAUAGUUGGUAAUCCUUGUUAGCAAACCCAUAAUUUUUUCGCCAAAAAGAAAAGAAGCAAAUUGAAUUUG